Penicillium maclennaniae is the source of this 762-nucleotide messenger RNA. It is a transcript of the gene pxr1, whose product is annotated as telomerase inhibitor/ribosome biogenesis protein PXR1. The record is from RefSeq and is a predicted model, not a curated record. NCBI's taxonomy places the organism in Eukaryota, Fungi, Ascomycota, Eurotiomycetes, Eurotiales, Aspergillaceae. Gene Ontology annotation, molecular function: nucleic acid binding. The transcript has a single exon. Bases 1 to 762 code for a protein of 253 amino acids.
AUGAGUGCCCAGGGGUGGACACCAGGCAAUCGUCUUGGUGCUGAGAAUGCCGCCCAUGCCGAUUUUUUGACCUCAGCCAGCACAUCUCAUAUUAAGGUGACCCUCAAAGAUGAUAAUCUGGGUCUUGGUGCCCGCGCCGGACGGGAGGGUGAGCCGACCGGGCUUGAUGCCUUCAAGGGUUUGCUGGGUCGGCUGAAUGGGAAAAGCGAGGGAGAAUUAAAGCAGGAUGAGCGGAAGCGGGAGGACGUGAAGCUUGCCCGAUACGUCGCUAUGAAAUUCCCAGAGGUGCGAUUCGUCCGCGGUGGUCUGUUGGUCCAAGAAAAACUUGAAGCCUUGCCCAAGAAGGCUGAAGCCAAGUCUGUUGAGAAUGCGACCAGUGAGGAAGCCGAUUCCUCGUCAAGCGAUUCGAGCGCCUUGAUACGCAAGUCCUCCAACUCCAAAUCCACAUCCAACUCCAAAACCACAUCCAAGUCCAAGUCCAAGUCCAAAUCCUCGAAGAAAUACCACUCUGAAGAGGAAGCAGACGACUCAUCCGAGUCCAAGAAGAAAAAGAAAUCCAGAAAGAGGAAGGCGGAAGCCGACGACGAAACCAUGGGUGAACAACAGUUGCAGGCUCCGAUCGGGUCUUCAAGCCCCAAAGCCAUGGUGGCUAAGGUCUCGACGUGCGAGAACGCCUUCCUAUCGGAAGGCAGGUAUUCCGAGGACGGCAUAUUGCGCAGAAGAAGAAAGCUCUAUUGGAUGACAAGUCUCUCAACGAGGUGA